UGGCAAUAGAAACAUAAAAGAGUAGUCUUAUUAUUUUUCCAUAUAGCUUAAGCUAAUUUCAAGAUUAUCAUAACAUUUACUGUGUAUUGAAUAAUGGGAAGAGAAAUUGUGAAAGCAGAAUCAGUUGAGGAGACAAACUUUAACUGGUCAUCAGAUUCAUCAUCCACAACAUCCUCUUAUGAUGAAGAAAACAGGAUGCCUUUGUUGGCAUUGAAUCAUGUUUCCUAUGUCUGCAAAUCUGUUCCUAAAUCUGCCCAAUUUUAUGAACAAGUCCUUGGUUUUGUACUCAUCAAACGACCAUCAUCCUUUGACUUUGAUGGUGCUUGGUUAUUCAACCAUGGAAUUGGAAUCCAUUUAUUAGGAAAAGAAGAUGUGCAAUCAAAGACUGGAAAAAUAAACCCAAAAGAUAAUCACAUUUCAUUUCAAUGUACAGAUAUGGAUCUUAUUAUUCAGAGAUUGAAUGAUAUGAAUGUCGAAUAUGUAACUGCUACUGUUAAAGAAGGCGGAGUUACAGUAGAUCAACUUUUCUUUCAUGACCCAGAUGGCAACAUGAUUGAAAUUUGCAAUUGCCAAAAUUUACCUGUUCUUCCACUUUCCUCUUGCCCACUCAAAAAGAUGUCAACUCCAACUUUCAACCAAACAAUGUCAGAUUCCUUUUAUGGAAAUGGAAAAACAAAUACAAAGAUGAAUUGUGCUGGAGAAGUUGAGUCUCUUAUGAUGGAAAAUUUAGCUUUGGAUAUGAUAGACAUUUCUUUUUGAGUGAUCCA
Solanum tuberosum (potato) is the source of this 767-nucleotide messenger RNA. RefSeq lists its product as uncharacterized. The coding region runs from base 94 to 759 and encodes 221 amino acids. NCBI's taxonomy places the organism in Eukaryota, Viridiplantae, Streptophyta, Magnoliopsida, Solanales, Solanaceae. The record is from RefSeq and is a predicted model, not a curated record. The transcript is spliced from 3 exons.